Messenger RNA from Porites lobata, 906 nucleotides. Lineage: Eukaryota; Metazoa; Cnidaria; Anthozoa; Scleractinia; Poritidae. The record is from the annotation of a GenBank genome assembly.
GGUCAUCUUUCCGGAACAGCUAAGAACUGUGCUGAACUAUACAAAGCUGGCAAAACAAUCAGCGGUGUGUACACAAUCGACCCUGAUGGUGAAGGUGCCUUCGAUGUGUUCUGUGAUCAAAAAACAAGCAGAGGGGGGUGGACAGUGUUCCAGAAGAGACUGGACGGCUCGGUUGAUUUCUAUCGUUACUGGAAUGACUACAAAAAUGGGUUCGGUGACCUGAAUGGCGAGUUCUGGCUUGGAUUGGACAAGAUUUACCGCCUGACCAAUAAAAAAUGCAACCGGCUUCGAGUUGAUCUGGAGGACACUAUAGGCAACACUGCUUACGCUGAAUAUGACAUGUUUGCAGUUACAAACGAAGCGACUAAAUACAAGCUCAGUCUAGGAAUGUACUCAGGUAUCGUGCUUGGAAUGUACAUGUAUAUGAUUUUGAUAUACAGUAUUUUGUCCUCGUUUCUUAAUUAUUCGUUGUAUGUUUGUUUAGGUUAGCGGUUUCUUGCAAACUUGAAAACUCUAGUAAGUUUCAAAAGGAGCUCAGUUACUUUCCAAACGUAGCCCCUAUCUUGCACUUCAAUACUAGAUUAUAUUCAGGUAUUCUACUCCAUACAUUCCUGGUAAAAUGACCUUGUAUGACCCCUAGGAGCUGCUGGUGACUCAUUAACGAGGUGGCAUCGAGGCCAGCCUUUUAGCACUAGAGACCAAGAUCAUGAUUCAUCCCCACAAAACUGCGCUGUGGUCUACAGAGGAGCCUGGUGGUACUCUCGUUGCCAUCGUUCAAACUUGAAUGGUUUUUAUUACAACGGUUCACAUUCAUCAACUGCUGAUGGUGUCAACUGGUAUGCAUGGAAAGGACAUAACUACUCUGCCAAGAGAGCUGAGAUGAAAAUCAGACCGGUCAACUUUUAG